Molecule: messenger RNA, 1470 nt
Organism: Macrosiphum euphorbiae (potato aphid)
Lineage: Eukaryota; Metazoa; Arthropoda; Insecta; Hemiptera; Aphididae
Source: the annotation of a GenBank genome assembly
AUGCCAACGAACGGUCACGAUAAUAUAGAAGUGGCGGAUUUGCCACCAACCGCCUCGGAAAUGACUACAGAUAGUAAUAACAACAACCAGGUGGGCGGUUUAUUCGAAACCUUGUUUUGCAUUAUGGUGUUCGAUGCCACAUUGGAGUACUUAAGAAAAUUCUCAAAAUCUCUGAGGAAUGUUAUAGAAUUUGUACUUUUAUUACAGGCUGUCUUAUCAUUUGUUGUACUCGUGUAUCUACACAUACAUUUUUCACGAAUAGAAGCCAAUUGUUUAGGCCAUGUUAAAGACGUAUGGCCUAGAGACGGUAUACUCAGAGUGGAAAUUUUUCGAAAUUUUCAACACAGCCAUGCAGAACAAACAGGCACGAUGAACGAAUUGUUAGGAAAAUCUUAUGAACGUGAAUACAAGUUAAAACAUAUGGGUGAAGAAAAUGCAAAAUUGUUCAACCGCUUCACUAAAACUAAUAGUCCCGAGAAAAAAGGAGAUAUUGAUAUUGAACAAUCAACAGAAAAGUUAGUUGAAAAUAAAUCUGGAGAAACUAACACUAAGUUAUUCAACUACUUAUCAUUUACAGAUUACACAUACUUUGAAGUAAUACUUAACUCGGAUUACAUUGUUGAAUAUUCAUUGGAACAAGGGUUCUUGCAUUUGUCACCCAGUGUCAGAAAUCGGUCAAACAUUCCUGUAAUGCUAGUAACCCUAGACCCUACUCUGUGUUAUGCCGAUUCAGUGAGUCAGUUUUUCUUGAAUUAUUUCCUUGGCUACGAUAACUUACUGUUGUCCUCUGUUCAAUCACUGGCUGAAAAUGAACGAAACAAAGGAUUUUUGAGAAAUGUAAUUUCUGAGGAAUAUAAAAGAGUUGAUAGAAUAUCGAAGUCUAGAUCGUCGUAUAUUUUAUCAUUUUUCAUAAUGGUCGUGUUAACUGUAUUGAUUUCAAUGUACACGAGGUAUUUACAACAACAGAUAACUGUUUUCAUAGUGGGCUUGUCGCAACUAAAUUUACGCCUCUCGGUCUCUUCCCUGGUGUUGCCAAUUUACAUCGUUUGUAUUGUUCUGCCCGGCUUGAAGGUCAUAAUGUCAGAAAUGUUCAACGACCUAACCACGGCAUUUUACGUCUUAUUGAUCGUUUGCUUAGCUGAUCAAUACUACAUGCAUUUUUGUAAUAGUCCGAUCACCCAAAAGCAUUGGAAAAAGUUUUUCUGUCUUUACCACUUUUCGUUCUACGCUUACCAUUUUCGGUUCAAUGGUCAAUUUAGCAAACUUGCUCUCAUUUGUUCGUGGUUAUUUAUUCAGCAUUCCAUGGUUUACUUUUAUCACCACUACGAGCUGGAUGUGCUUGAUGAGCUGGAGCAAGCUGAACGGUUGCAUCGGCGACAACAACUAUCCGUCCAUCGGCGCCGAUUGCGCCAACCGACCGGCGGUGAACAGACCGGUUCAGAAUCGGAGUCUGAAGAACCUGAAGACUGA